This is a messenger RNA of Cyphomyrmex costatus, 2241 nucleotides long. RefSeq names its product protein MAATS1. The transcript has 10 exons. Bases 213 to 2216 code for a protein of 667 amino acids. Lineage: Eukaryota; Metazoa; Arthropoda; Insecta; Hymenoptera; Formicidae. The record is from RefSeq and is a predicted model, not a curated record.
CAUAAGUUUAACGAUUAGUCGAUAAUUAACAAUUUUUUAAUGAUGCAUUAGCGGAUUAUACUUACACUGUGUGCAGCAGUAGCAAUCAUUUCAGAUUGUCAAAUACUUGGAAAACCAAUCUAUUUCGAACAUGUGAAUAUUCCGAAACUCUAGAUAACAAGAAAUUUCAAGAUUACAGGGAUGAUUUUUUAGUAAAAUACAAGUUGUGCAGAAUGGCUGUACAAAAUAAGACAGUCGGAUCUAUUGGCGGAGAUACAUACAAACAUUUUCGAAAACCAAUGUUACCUUUUGUAACAUCAAAAGUACAGACUACAGACGUCUCACCACACUGUUUGGAGCACAAGACUUUAUAUGGAAUUCUACAAAGUGCACAAAGGCGAUGCUAUACUGCAUUUUCUAAAUCAAAACCGUAUAAAAAUGCAGAAACACAGACAGAUUAUAGAGAGAGCGAGGUGCAAACUGAACCUUGGGAACCACCAUACAAAAUUGUUUCAGGUCAUAAUCCUGAAGUAUUGACAUUGGCUCAUCUAACUUGGGAGCAUGGAUUACCCGCAGGUGUCCAUGAGGUACAUAUUAUCAACAGGAUGCGGAUAAAGAGAGCUUGGGAAGCCAUUCUACCGCCGAUGGAUACACCGGCCAACAUAAAAAUACGAAAUUCAAUAAUAACGGCCUUAGAGAUAGACGAAUGGGCAUUUCGAGAGUCGGAGAUUCAAUUCAUAAUGGAUUUACGUCUGGACCUGAUGAGGAAUCUCCUACAAAGUCGUGAAUCGAAAUACGAGGAAAAAGUGCAAGGUCGUUUCAGUAGACUCGAGAGCAAACUAAGCAAAUAUCGAGACAAUCAAAUCAAAGCUAUCAGAUAUAAUCUUAAACGAGAUCUGCGAAAAUUACAUAGAAAACGUAAUGAAAAGCAAUCUUGUAAGCCCGAUAUAAUUGAACGGUAUAUCGAUCCUAAGUCUGACCUAUAUGCACCGCAAAUGCGUUUCGGUGACCAUCCCCAAAGGAGGCACGAAAUUUUGCAGAAGCAACUCCCAAGUGAAUGUCAUAUUGAGCAAGAAGACGCAACGCUUAAUUGGCUACCCAUUAUCGAAGAACCAAAAGUAAUUAAACAUAAACCUAAACCGAUAGACAUCUGUAUACGAGAAACCAGAUGGACAGAGGAAAAAUUGAAACAGCUUCAUUCUGAUUUAAAAGCUAUUCGAAUGAAAGUCAAAUCUGUAGAUGAAGGUCCUAGAUUAGUAAGGCGUAAUCAUGAACAGCCGGUUUUGUCUAUCACACCGCGCAGAUCGGGUAUAUGGGACGAUAAGCAGAAACAACGGGAAGAAUUAGCUACAUUUAUACAGAAGCUUAUUAAAGGCAGAGCGAUACAAUGUCUGAUGUACAAAGGACGCGAUAGAUGCAGAGAGCUAAUCGAGGAAUUACAAUCAACUCAAGUGCUCGAACAAGAAGAUUACGAUGAAAAGACACAUAUGAUUAAUUUGCGACAAUUACAAGAUGAUCAAUCAAUGCAGGAAAAUCGUUUGUGCGAGAUUCUUGAUUCCUUAGAGGGGAAGACAAUCUGUGGAACAUUAGAUUUUCUUAGCAAGGAGUUGGUGAGAUUAGAAGACGAACGUAGAGCUCACGCCUUCGCGUUGCUUGCUGAGAGAGAAAGAUCUAUGAGAGAAGCCGCCGAAGCUGGCAGGCGACAAGUAGAACGUAACCGACGACGAGAAUUUGACGAAAUGUUCAAACAAAUCAUAAAAGUAAAUCAGGACUCAGUAGAAGCAUACUUGGAAGACAUUGUGAGAGAAGAAAUCGAUUGGAUAUCCGAUAAGACUGCUAAAGAACAUAUUUUAGAAAUUUGUGAUAAAGUGGAUGCUGUAACGAAACAUGCCGCAGAAAACUCUGAUAAGUUAGCAGAUGAAGAAUUGGUAGCAGAUAUGAUUUACAAUUUUGUUUUACCUGAGGUGGAAAAGCACAAUAUGAGAAAAAAAAUUCGCGAUCAACAACAAAGUUACAUGAAGAAUGCAUAUGUAUCACUUUAUGAGAAAAUUUUAGAAUUACCGUCUACUGAACCAUCACAAGUUGUGGAUCAAAAAGUUACUAUAAAAAAUGAGAAUGUACAAACUAGUUACAUGACUGAAGAUAUGAAACAAGAUAUUGAAGCAAAAAAAGUAGAACUUCCAAUUCCUAAAACGAAUGUCGAAAAUAAAAAGCGAGUAGAUUCAGAAAUAGAUUAAAAAAUAGAUUCACAAAAUGAUUUAA